Messenger RNA from Folsomia candida, 842 nucleotides. RefSeq lists its product as uncharacterized. The record is from RefSeq and is a predicted model, not a curated record. The transcript is spliced from 4 exons. The coding region runs from base 112 to 564 and encodes 150 amino acids. Lineage: Eukaryota; Metazoa; Arthropoda; Collembola; Entomobryomorpha; Isotomidae.
AGCUCGAGUUGUUGAUUCUACUCGCCAUAAGAAGCCGCUGGUGGUGGGGAUGAUUUACGGUUAAUUUAAGUUGAAAUCGUAACAACUUUUCUUUGCUGUUGAAAUACAAUCAUGGCCAAAAUUUUGAUUUUCGUCACUGCGUUUUGCGGUAUACUGUUCCAAUCCGUGUCGCCAAUGACCGUCCAAAGUGGAAGUUUCGUUAUCAAUCGAGCUGAUAACACGUACCUGUAUUCACGCCGGGAUGGGGUUACUUGUGGGGCACUCAGUACAGUGAUAACAACGCCGUUCAUCGACAUUAGCCCCGUCAGUCACUGGACACUCUUUAGUGGAGGUAUGCUAGUGAACAUGGGUGAAGAACGGAAUGAAGUAUCUCUCCAGGCGGGAGGAUGUUUCAGCGUUGCUCACGAGUAUGAAACGCCAUCUACCGGAAAUGGGUUCUUUUUGCUGAAAAGUAAAAGUCGAGGACAAUGCGUGACCAACAGCGGGGCGGGUAACCGAGUUGGGUGGAGUACGUGCAAUUCUCAAGCUGCGAAUCAACAAUGGAAAUUGCAAGUGGUUCCUUGAUUCGCAACUUUACAUAUGUAGUUAGUUCAUAUUAACAAGCUAAAUAAAUGAAAUUGGUAUGAAAGUUAAGAAUUUUGUGAGUGCUAUUAGUGUUCUAUUAUCUAUUCAAAUUUGCUGCUUAAUUAUUUAUUCAAAAAUAUUACUAUAUAAAUAUAUACUUGCCAGUGCCACGGAUUAAAAAUCAUAAUCAUAAUAAAAUUUGACAUUGGAAUUGGAGCUUUUAAUUAUUUGGAACAUCUAUGUAAAUACGUAUUCCUAAUUAAAAAUAACCAAAAAAG